AUGCGGCCAUCAAUUGCAGCCAUAUUGGCUAUGUGGGUUUGUUCCUCCGAGGCCAACAUAGCGGGAGUUGGAGCGCCUGAAACGAUCCAACCUGGUUCCGCGGCCGAUCUCAAGAUCUGGGCUGGCGGUGUAAAGCCAAUCUCAAUUGACGUCGCCGUCGCUUUCGGGUGGUCUCCCCGCGAUUCUGCAGUCGAGGGGACCAUUGGAAAUCUUCUGCGGUACACUUAUAUUGGACCCUACGAGUCUACUCUAGGCGGUUGGAAUAUAUCAAUUCCUGUACGGUUUCCGGUCGAUAUGCCCAAGGGCGAAGGUGUUAUCUCGGCAUCCAUCUUUAGUUUGCUACAUGACCAGCAUGUCGCCUAUUUAAGAAACUACCAACUGAAUGUCACCUUCGGCUCGAAGACGUCUCCUAAUUACGUCUUUCAAUGA
Messenger RNA from Clonostachys byssicola, 429 nucleotides. The record is from the annotation of a GenBank genome assembly. Lineage: Eukaryota; Fungi; Ascomycota; Sordariomycetes; Hypocreales; Bionectriaceae.